Messenger RNA from Homalodisca vitripennis (glassy-winged sharpshooter), 4252 nucleotides. RefSeq names its product AH receptor-interacting protein. Gene Ontology annotation, molecular function: peptidyl-prolyl cis-trans isomerase activity; protein binding. Lineage: Eukaryota; Metazoa; Arthropoda; Insecta; Hemiptera; Cicadellidae. The transcript is spliced from 6 exons. The coding region runs from base 240 to 1187 and encodes 315 amino acids. The record is from RefSeq and is a predicted model, not a curated record.
GUCUUUAAUUGUGACAUAUUUUUUGUUUGUAAAUGUUGGGCUGCUAUGUUGUUUAUGUUAAUUUUUGUUUAUUUUAAUUAAGUAAUUCUGUGGUAUGAAAAUACUCUUUGUUUUAUCAAACAAAUAAACACGAUAUGUCAUAAAUCUGUAUUUACAUUACUUUAAAUCGGCAUACAUUAGUUGUUAAUUCAUCUUUAUGAUAAUGGUGUUUAGGUUAUAUUUUGAAUAGCCUGUUAACAAUGGAUUAUAAAAUUAAAAAAGAAGUUAUACACGUUGGGUCUGAAUAUACACCUAUUUCAUCAGGUGCAAAGGUCAUUUUCCAUUUUGAGACCAGACGCUGUGAUGAGAACCAGACACUGGUUGACGACAGUCGCAAAAUGGGCAAACCAAUGGAGCUCGUGCUGGGCAAAAAGUUUAAACUGGAAGUGUGGGAGACAAUAGUACAGGCAAUGGCCGUAGGGGAGGUGGCCAAGUUCACCGUGGACAAGAGUUUAGUUUCGGCGUAUCCGUUUGUUUCCAAGACCCUUAGGGAUGCGGGUAAACCAAAUGCACAACGAAGUCACUGUUGCGGCACCACUCUCCAGAACCAAGGGAUCGGACAUGAAGAUCUGAACCAGAUGAUCAAGGAACCACAGGAUCUUCAGUUUACUAUUGAACUGUUGAAGGUGGAGCGGCCGGGAGAGUACACGCAAGAAAGUUGGCAAUUGACGGAAGAUGAGAAGCUGGCUGCGGUGCCUCGACUGAAGGAGGAAGGCAACCAUCUCUACAGCCAGCGACAAUACCAGGCCGCAGCUGACAAGUACGCACAGGCCAUUGGAUACCUGGAACAGCUGAUUCUCAGGGAAAAACCGAGAGACGUUGAAUGGAACGAGUUGAAUGCCAAGAAACUGCCACUACUCCUCAACUAUGCUCAGUGUAAACUGUUGCUGGAGGAUUUCUACCCUGUGAUAGAGCAUUGUACUACAGUGCUAGAGUUUGAGCCUGAAAACGUGAAGGCGCUAUUCCGGCGGGGACGUGCGCACGCGGCUGUUUGGAACGUGAAGGAAGCGAGGGAGGAUCUGGAGCGCGCUGCACAACUAGACCCCUCUGUGGCCACAGCAGUUCGCAGUCAGCUGUCCGGCCUGGACACUGCGGUUAAGGAACGAGAUGCCCAGGACAGGGAACGACUGCAGGGCAAAAUCUUUUAGCCUAGAAGUCAUAUUUUCAAAAACAGUAAAUUUUUGCUAUUAAUAAAGAACCAUUUUGAAAGCAUUAUUUUAACUUUUAAGCUGCUACCAUACGGCUAUCAUCGAAGUUGCCAUCUAAUGUUCUGUACAUGUGUGUGAGUGUUAAAGAUUUAAAGUUUAUUAGUUACGGUGAUUUACCAAAAAGCUUGUUUCUAAAACCAACGUUUUUAUUGGCUAGAAAACUCUUCAGUAGUCUGAGAAUUGCAGCCAAUUUUAAUGAAUUCCAACACAACCAUGUUUCAAUAAAAAAAGUUGUUAUAAAUUAAGGGUUACUAUUGAACAAUUUACUACCUUAUAAAUAAACUAAUCAAAUAAGUAAUUUUAUUUUUUUUUUUAUUCAACAACUUACCUUAAUUACUUACUGAAGAAAAUUUUGGAAAAAUUUGUUACAGUGUACCAGUUGAGUUCUUAUUUAGGUUUUAUAAGAGAGAUAAUUAUUAACAUUUAAAAAAUUUUCUUUAUACUGCACAUCGGUUAUGCUAAAUAAAAUAAAAUUAUAAAGUGAAUGAAUGUUUUAUUUUACCAGGCGAAGUUAGCGGUAAAAACCCUCUCUAACACUUACCUGGACCUGUUUAAACCAGGACCUUAAUCUAGACCUUAUGUAAUUAGUUUAAUUUUGAGACCAGUUAUAUUUUUAUUCAAUUUUUAAAUCUUAGAUAUUUUUUAACGUUAUGAUUAAAAGUGAAAGAAAUAGAGCCUUUGGAAAUGAUUACAGUAACAUUAGCAGUUAUAGGGUUAAACUAAUGGUGAAUCUAUGUACGAGUCAUGUUUGAAAAGUAAAUACCGUGAAAUAAGAUUUUAAAGAAAAAUUAUUGUCAUCAGAGAGUACAUUCUGUAUAUGGUCACCAUUGUUGUGGAAUUAUCAUAUUAAACAACAAUCUUUUGAAAACUCUCUUUCUAAUAAUAUGCAAUCAGUCAAGAUAAUUCUAUGAAUAAUUGUAUAUGUGACAUCGUCAUUCUUAUAAUUUCGGCUGUCAAAGGAUCUCUUCUCAUGGGGAACAGGUAGUUGUCUGAAAAGUCCAGUUUAUGACCAAAGUUUAUGGUUCAAAAGUUCACAGCCUGAUCUUGAACUUGGAUGGCUUUUGUGACAUAUUGUAAGGAAGGAAGAUAAUUCCAUGGCAACAAAUCAUAAUCAUUCAAGGUUUUUGACAUUUUCAUGAUUUAAAACUUGUCAGGUUAUCAUCUUCAACAAAGAUUGAUGUUUAGUCUGUAACGUUCAUAAAUCUAAAGAUGACACUUCAUAAUCAGCAGGAGAGUCAACGGGUGUAAACAUUUGAGUUGUGAAACAAACUAUAUAAAUCCGUUGAAGGUAGAAUGAUGACUACACAAAGACAUAGAAUCUAUGGAUUGUGAGGAUUGUUAUACUACUGCAGCAACAGAACCAAAUGGUAUUAAUUUUCAAACAAGCCUAUAUUAUAAGUACAGAAAAUUAUAAAAAAAUAAUUUAUGUUUUAAAUUUAGUCAAGGUUUAAAUUCAUGUAAAUGUUUAGUAUAUCCUAGCUUUAUGAAAUAAUCCAAUGUACGAAUCAAUCAUAAUGAAGGACCAAUUUUUACAUUUAUUAUUGCAAUACUGUUGAUGUAUAUUAUUCUUAGAAGAAAGAAAGUGACUGUUUUAGUGAUCUAAUUUCAUUAAUGGUUAAGUAAUAAGGGAGUUCACCAUUUUGUACUGGCAUACUGUGAUUGGAGCCCUAAUCUAACACACUCUUUUUAAUAUUUAGCCUUUAGGGACCAAAUUGCGUUGCUACCAAAAAGCCAUGAAUUAAUUUUGAUGUUUGAUAAUCAACAUUAUGUUGGCAAAAAUCUCACAGUGCCUAUAAUCUCUUUAUUAUAAGAAUUGUAAUCAGUAAAGGAUCAGUUGUUUUGCAACACUUACGCACAAAAAUUCUUGUCCAUAUUAACCCUUUAAGUGCUGAGUUUUUAACAGUGCUGUCACCCGAUAUUGCGAGUUUGUUUGAUGCGCACAGAGCUGCUCCACAGUCAGCAUUUAUGUAGCUCAUCUCUCGUCCUCUUUUAUUUACCAAACUGCCGUCAGAACCUCCUGAUUCAUCACGUCAGAUCGUGGUUAAUAAAUUGAGUCCACAUCCCAAUAGCCAUUAUUCUCGGAAAAGUUACACUGCUAAAUGGCCUACUUACAACAAUGCAUCUGGACAAAUAAUUAUAAAAUUGAUAAAACGUCCUUAUCAUUAUUACAAACAAUUCCUGCUAUACCGAUUGACCAAUCAAAAUAUAAAAUAAAAUAAACUACAGAGGCAACUUUAAAAAUGCAAUUAAAAUAAAACUAGAAAACAACAACAUUCUGUUUCUAACGUUCAGAUUAAACUUGACCAUGUGCUCUCGUAAUAGUUCAUUAUUUGACCAUCAGAGUGUAGCAGCAAUUAAACAGCAUUAAUCUGGAUUUGUAUUAGUUCAAAUAAACACUACUAGAGGGCAAUGUGUAUCAUCUUACAGCUGCCAGGUGUCAUGUAGUGAAGUAGCUGUUUGAAAAGUGUUAACACGGGCUUGGCAGUUAAGGGGUUAAUUUGUGAAAAGUGUCAUUACUAACGGAAUAAUCUGGCCUUAUCUUCCAUUACCAUCAUUAUCAAUUAUCACAGAUGGACUAGUGACAUCAUGAUUUUUCCAGUUGACGGUUGGAAACGGUUUAGUAGUGAUAGAGAUAAAGCUAGUAGUUUAGUGUGUUGGUAUAAAAAUGGCAGAACUCUCUCAUGUUUAUUUAAUACUAGAAAAUGAUAAGUUGUGUAUUGAAUAACCUUUACACAUUAACUGUUUUUUUAAUGUGUUUUUAUUGGUUAAUGUAAGCAAGUAGUAAGUGAGAUCUCUGUUUGUUGUAACAUUGUUGUGUUUUUUUAAUGUUUAUUAAUUGUUAUAGUAAGCUUUGUUAUUAGUUGGGUGUGAUUUUGUACUUUUAGUCGUAAAAUGCCAUUAAUUCAAGUUGAAAUUAUAUAGAACAGAAUUUAAUUCUCAUAUAAAAAGUUUGGUAUGACUUUUUUGUUAUCUAAUUUAAAACGUAAUUAAAUUGUGUUGUUGCA